CAGUAAGACUGGUUUCUGUGGGUCUGUGAAGCCUCUCAGAUGUAAAUGCUGCAGCUCUGUAAGACCAGGGCGGAGGGAUGUUCUUAACGUUGGUUGAGUUCCACUGAAGAUGAGGAUGAAGUUUGUUUCGGGCCUGAUGUGAACCGCUCACAAAGUGUUUCUGGAUCUGAAACAAACCGAAAUAGAAAACAAAGCCGGUGGGACUAAACCCUGGAUGGAAACAAACAAACAUGAGGGUUUCCACCAGUCACCUGCAGCAGCUCGCCAUCUUCACCACUGUGCUGACGGGCGGGGGGGUCGGCAUCAUGUACUACCUGAUGCAGAAGAAAUUCUCUGCGUCAGACUACCACAGACUGGCUUUGCAGAAGUUGGAAGCAUGUCCAGCUGCCAUGGAAACCAUUGGGGCCCCUCCCUUAAAAGUCCACAAUAUCCACCUGAUUGACAGACACAACCGUGUAGAUCAGAACACUGCACAGAUGAAGAUUCCCGUGACUGGGUCAAAAACCGGAGGUUAUCUGUAUGUUUUUUCAGUCAGAGACCAUGAUACCAACAGGUGGAGUCUGGAGCAGGCGGUGCUGAAGCUCCGGGAAGGACAGACCAUCAACCUGCUGACUCCUCCAGCUGCUGGAACCCAGACACCAGAGCACACACAGGGGCUGGACACAGGUCACUGGCACUGACCAGCUCCAUGCACUGAUGAGAAUGAUGAAAGAGGAAGUCGUCCCGCUCCGACAGCUGCUGAGUAGAGGUUUAAUCAUCCAGAUGGUGAAAGCUCGGUUCCAGCAUCGUCUAAAUGAGACAGCAGUUACUCAUGACACACAGCUCUGAGUGUCACUGGGCCUCUAACACACUGAUCCGGAUCGUUGUUGUGUUGUGUGACUUUUGAAUAAAUAAUGUGAAACAGA
This is a messenger RNA of Seriola dumerili (greater amberjack), 905 nucleotides long. RefSeq names its product cytochrome c oxidase assembly factor 1 homolog. NCBI's taxonomy places the organism in Eukaryota, Metazoa, Chordata, Actinopteri, Carangiformes, Carangidae. Gene Ontology annotation, cellular component: mitochondrial inner membrane. The transcript is spliced from 6 exons. Gene Ontology annotation, biological process: mitochondrial respiratory chain complex I assembly; mitochondrial respiratory chain complex IV assembly. The record is from RefSeq and is a predicted model, not a curated record. Bases 231 to 680 code for a protein of 149 amino acids.